UUGAUCUCCGCAUAGUCAUUUCCCACUCGAUCCUCGAGGGAGUUUGUUAUCCGAACAGCGAGUCGCGGGAAAACAUGGAAAAAUUCGUCCUGAUAGCGUUCGCUGCCAUCCUGGCGAUCGCCUUUGCCUAUCCAGCUUCCGAACAAGAAACACCGUUGCCGAGGAUGGCAAGAGAAGCAAAGGCAGAUCCACAUUAUGGUGGUGUGGGUGGCGUGGGUGGUAUCGGGAUCAUUGGGGGAUUUAAAGUAGGUGGUUUCGGUGGAUACGGGCAUGGUUACCCUUAUCGCGGCUAUGGACGCGGAUACGGUGGUCAUGGAUAUGGUGGUCAUGGAUACGGUCAUGGAUACGGUGGUUACCCUAGUUACGGUGGUGGUUAUGGUGUUCCAUAUGGAAGCGCAUCGUAUGCUAGUGCGCAAGCUGGCUCUAUUGGAUUUGGACGAUAAGGAAUUAGAAUUUUGAAUAAAUAUAUUUGUACAAUAAAUUUUUCUACUAUUAUUCCCGAA
Messenger RNA from Osmia bicornis bicornis, 503 nucleotides. RefSeq names its product keratin-associated protein 19-2-like. The transcript is spliced from 3 exons. The record is from RefSeq and is a predicted model, not a curated record. NCBI's taxonomy places the organism in Eukaryota, Metazoa, Arthropoda, Insecta, Hymenoptera, Megachilidae. The coding region runs from base 75 to 443 and encodes 122 amino acids.